Messenger RNA from Mercenaria mercenaria, 2133 nucleotides. RefSeq lists its product as uncharacterized. The record is from RefSeq and is a predicted model, not a curated record. Lineage: Eukaryota; Metazoa; Mollusca; Bivalvia; Venerida; Veneridae. The coding region runs from base 263 to 1444 and encodes 393 amino acids. The transcript is spliced from 2 exons.
UUGAUUAUUCAAAAUAUACGUUGCCAGUUUUAAGGACAAUAGGAUAUUAUGUCUCACAGGUUCAAGUGUUAAAUUGUUGAUUUGUAGUUCUCUUUGCGCUUGAAAGCCAAAAGUUUAAAUUUCGGCAAAUAUGACGGAUAAAUAUUUUCAUAAGUUGAAUAUCAGAUGAACUUAUUUUCGAGAAAAGGGAUAUUGUCAACGGCUGUGUAAUAAAAGAUGACAGACUAUACCACUGUAUUGCUGCAGCUUUGGAGGUAACUUUAUGAUGCUCGCUGAAAGUCCUACCGGGCACGAGUCCCCGCUAUUUUUCCAAAGCGAGGGCGCGAGAAACAAGAGGCUUGCUGACGUCAAACGAGGGACUGACUACUAUAAAAAGCUUGAUAACAUAGCCGAAGCGCAAUGGAAAACGAACGUUCCAACGUUCCCAGCUGUUCCGCGAAAGAUGUCUUUCCUCCCAAAAAUAACGACUUCCGUUUUAAGUGAACCGGAAUCGGAUGCACGUCGUAGUCAGAUGUUCAAUAUGACGUCAACACCACGUCAGAGUAUUUCAAUGAUGUCAGGUACCGCAAGCACUGUGACUGGGUAUGCUGGAAUUUCGAAUAGUCAAAUGAGUUUACCGUCACAUAUUUCCAGAAUUAUCCAACAUAAGCCGUCUGCUAUGGAUUCUUUGAAUGAAACGCCGCGGGAAACUGUUGAUCCUAAUUUUAAUCCAUGGGGAACCAGUUAUUCCCCUUUGGAGGACCAAACAAAACUCACCGCGGAUGAUAUGAGGCCGCGGGAAAUGCCGUUUCAGUACAGAGAUAACAGAAAAAUCGUGGUGAAACCAAUACCGCGGAAAUCGAUGCCAAUGAGCCGCGUUGCAGCUCACGAGCGCCAACGCCAUCAACGUACUGUCACGAACUUCCGGUCAAGAAACGGAACCAUUCGAAUAAUUAAACCACUGGAACCAUUGCCGGAAAUUGAAAAAUAUCACAAAAAUAUUAAGCAAGAAACUUUUGAUCUAGAAAACAUAGAACGAGAAAAAACAUUUAUGAUGUUAGAGAGAAUCGACAGAAUCUUGCAUCCAAAUAAGAAAUCGCCAAGAACGUUGUUGGGCUCAAGUGAAGAGGAAAUCCCAGGUACUUCUGAUUCUUCCGUGACUUUAGCAGACGACGGAAAAGACUUUCACGAUACUCAAGUAGUUAAUAUCAUAGACAGUUCUAGACGUGCUUCCAAAAGUCCCCCAAUGCUAAGUCCGCGGAUUACGCCGCGUAUGGAACACAGUUCGCGUUCUAAAGGACGCAAUUCUCGUUCUGAACGUCCGAAACGACCAAGAAUCCGGUUCCACAACGACCCAUUCAAACAACGACCACCAAAGACAUUCACUGACGUUCUCCAGUCCUUGGAGAUAUCCCAAGAAGACACUGACCUAAAAUGUCAAGCAUGGAUUGAUAAAUGUCUGUAAAUCCGUCAAAUUCAAAAGAUGUUCCUUUGGUGACGUACACGUUUUAGCUUAAAUACAGGUUCAGUAAAUGCAAUAGAUUUAUGGAUUUUACAUAAUAACUUAGCUUUUGACUGCGGAUAGUUCAUAAUUUGUCUAAUAGUUUUGAGAAUUAGAAUGCAGAAUAAGUCUGAUAUGACAGAAAUAUUGAAGUGCUUGUGGGACAAAAUCUGCAACGGUUCCACAAAACCCAAAAUAACGGCAAAGGAGAUAUAUUGUGGCAGCGUGUGUUUGCUAAAUAAUUCUGCCAGUGCAAGGUUUGUGUAAAUAUUGAAAACAGCCGUUUUCGAGGAAAUAAACUGGGUUUUUUUAUGACUGAAUUCGGUUAAAAAAUAAUUUGUUUCUGGAAGCACAGCAACUACAACCAGUGACAUAAAUUGCAAAUUAGGCCAACAUCCAAUAAAAACUUUAGUGAAUAUAUAAAGCAGACUGGUUGUUUGAAAUACCCAUCAACAAAUACAUGUCAAUUAUAUGAAAAGAUAUACAAUGGGGAAUGGGUAAGGAAAUAGGUGGGGUGGGGAGCUGUGUGAAAAGGGGAAACGACCCCGUUUUUUACAGAAAUACGCUGAUAAAUGAAAACAAUACGCUUUUUAAAUUAUUUUUUAAACUAUUUAUCUGUGAUAUAUUUGUCUGUGAUAAAAUAUUCUCUUCUA